AGCUAACACCAAACAUUCGAAGAACGUGGAACGAACCAAACCAACAUGCGUAUUCUGCUCGUCCUCUCAGUUGUCCUGGCCGUGAUCCUCGGCUGCCACGCCUACAGUGCCACCUGGGGGCGCAGGAAUAGCAAUGAUUACCUCCUCUCGCGCACCGUCACGGUCCGCAAUCCGGUGAAGAACAACUUGUGGAACGUGAACGUCCAAUAUCCGAGUGGAUUCUACAACAUCUCGGUGGUGUAUGUCUAUGACAACUUCAAGAACAACUCUGGAGCAAAUCCCAGCCUCUACUCCGGCGGUCCGGGCUACAAGUUCUGCACCGUAAACCUGAAGGGCCAGGUCAGCCGCGGCAUCAACUCCACCGUCGAGAUCUGGGGUCGUUAAGUGAUUGUACGAACAUAAGUUAAACGAAUAAAAAACGCUGGAAAUUCUACUAAAA
This is a messenger RNA of Drosophila takahashii, 439 nucleotides long. Its product is annotated as probable salivary secreted peptide. The record is from RefSeq and is a predicted model, not a curated record. NCBI's taxonomy places the organism in Eukaryota, Metazoa, Arthropoda, Insecta, Diptera, Drosophilidae.